CGAAAUAAUGUCUAUAAAAUCGCAGAAAUCUUUAAACGAAGAAUGUUCCGAGAUAUUCGAAAGAAGCUACUCAGUGAAAAGUGCAUCUGAUGAUAGUUUAUCAUGUGAUGACGAAGAUGAAGAAUUGGCCAGAGAGCUGAUGAAGAGAAUGACGCCCGCCUUCCUCAGUAAAUUGAGACGAUGCUUCAAGAAAACUAAGGACAAGAGCAGGGAGCGCGACAUUGACAGAAAGAUCGAGGAAGUAAUGCGCACCGCUGCUGCAGAGGAGGGCGUGGAGUUCGGUCCUCCCGCGGCCGCAGCGACCGACCCUCUCUGGCUCGACGAGACCUCCUUUGUGAAAGCUGUUAACAAUAUAUUCGGUAAUCAUAAAUACGCCACUCACGCUCACAAGUUGUUCCGUAUGCUGGACCCUCUGUGCACCGGCAAGGCUCGCUGGGUGCGGCUGGUGGAGAGGCUGGUGGCAGCCGGGGCGCGGUCCACGGGCCGCAGGGACGCGUGGGAACCAGUCGAGUGCUCUGACAUGGUACAACUCAAGCAUUGUAAGAGAGAACCGAUAGUGAAACUGUUGAACGUGGAGACGGAGAGCACGUUCUGUUACGUCGCCGUGUCGAAGGGGGGGCGGGUCGGCGUGUACGACGGAGCCCUGGGGCUGCUGCACUCGUACGAGAUGUUUUACCAGAGAACGGGUCACAGGGGACAGGUCAAGAACCGCUGGGUCACCGAUGCUCUGUAUCUCACUGACGUCCAGUACAUCAUGAUAGCAGCGUCAGACCGCAGCCUGACCGUAUAUGACGCUAGCACUCUAUCACAUACAGCCUUGUAUUGUAUCACCGGCUUACCGAACAUACCUACAUGUCUAGGAUACAGUCCAUCCAGGAAAGCUAGUGAUUCUUCUGAGUUGGCUCUGGGCAAUGAACGAGGUCAAGUAACAAGGAUGCUGUUCUCGCAGCCAAGAGUUCAGUUCAUCUACAGCAAGACCAGCGACGCUAUUAAUUAUUACUUUUGGAUGGAGUUACUCUCCCCUCCCCACACGAGUCACGUUCAGAUAUCGUCCCACCGUGCCCACCGGCGGAGUGUCCGUCGCGUUAUGUACACACAGCGAGACGUCCUCGUGUCCUGUUCUCUGGACAAUACUGUUAGCGUCAGGAUCAAACACGUAUCGGGAAAAUUGAAUGAUUACACGUUCCGGGUCCACAGGGUGAGCAUCUCGAACGACAACGCUGGAAGUAAAGAUUAA
Bombyx mandarina (wild silkworm) is the source of this 1237-nucleotide messenger RNA. RefSeq lists its product as uncharacterized. Lineage: Eukaryota; Metazoa; Arthropoda; Insecta; Lepidoptera; Bombycidae. The record is from RefSeq and is a predicted model, not a curated record. Gene Ontology annotation, molecular function: protein binding.